AUGGCGUUUGUAUUUUGGUUCACGUUGGAUGGGAAGAGGCUAUGCCGGUUGAUCAGCAACCGAUGCGGACAACGCCGCGCACCCAUCCGGACGGCUUCAAGUCUCAUGUCACGAUGGCUUGGGGCAGCUCUAGGCUUGGUCGCAACGAUCACGGGAGGCUUUUCCAUGCCGGUUGGUCCCUACCUUCCGAUCAAUCCACAAGCGCCCUUACCUCAAUGUCUAUCAUCUGCCGGAAGGCUGUUCUCCCCGAUCUCACAAGGGAGAAAUCAAGAGGCCGACAACAAAAUUCUUGCCGGAUUCCUCAAAAACAAUGGAGGCUAUCUGGACAAUAGUGAGGAGGAGGAGGAGGAGGAUCAAGGGGAAGAGGAACCAACUCAUCCCGCGAUGAAGGCAACAAGCGGAUUCUUCCAAUCGAUUCCACUUCCCUUCGAGCGUCGUAAAUCGAACCAGAACCCAGCGAUCCGAUUCCAACCAACCGAUAUCGUGCCCUCGGCGAACUCAAUCCAAAACAGCUUCCAUUUAUCUGCAACCUCAGACCCUUCACACCAAGUAUGA
Molecule: messenger RNA, 555 nt
Organism: Puccinia graminis f. sp. tritici CRL 75-36-700-3
Lineage: Eukaryota; Fungi; Basidiomycota; Pucciniomycetes; Pucciniales; Pucciniaceae
Exons: 3
Coding region: 1-555 (184 amino acids)
Source: RefSeq, a predicted model, not a curated record